GCCUUGCCCCGCCAGCCUGCACCUUGCGACACCCUGGCUCAGGGCUGCCGGCCACGGGAACACUGCAGCUGCUGACCGCUGCGGAGAAGACGCGACAUCCAGCGCCGGUGUCCCCCCCCUGCAGUAAUUAGCUGUUUGUCCUGAGGGAGUACGCCGUUACAAAGGCUGAAGUUGCGACCGAAAGAGGUGAUUCCUCGCAAGACCAAGGAGCUGAUGGUCAUGCUACCGCGGCGUGAGUCGUGUUCCUGAAGACCGCCACUUCGACACCCCAUUCAGGAGCGAGGCAGUGACUGAGGAGGCGGGGCCGAGCGGGAGAUGUCUUGGUCGCUGGUCAAGAGAGGCCUGGAGCUGUGUGAGGAGGACCAGCAGGCAACCAAGAGCAGGAAGGUUGAGAAGAAGGUGACUGCUGGGAAAGCCUCCCGCCACCAGAGGGAGAAGAAGGCAGCUAAACAGAGGAAGAUUGGGGAACAGAGGCAGCAGGAGGUCAAGGAUUUGUUUAGCAGCCAAAAACAGGUUACGAGUGCUCUGGAAAGGUAUCGCCAGAAUGUCCCAAAAGACCGCACCUUGGACAACAUAAAACUGCUGAAGAAGAUUGAUAAGAAGCGUACACCCAAGGAAUAUGUGGAAAAGGUUGUAAGCCAACACACCAAGCAGCUAGAUAGAAGGGGUGGUGUGAGGGAGUUGCCACAAAGUCAAGGCAAGAAGAAGCCCGAGGAGACAUCAGUGUUUUCGGAUGAAGACUUUGAGAAGCUGAACAAGGAGUGGCUGAAGCUGUACUAGUCAAGGCAAUAUUUGAGUGGCCUUAGACAGCCCUGAGUGUUGGUUGCUGGCUGUCCGGUUGCUGGUAGUUCAUGGUAGAGGGAGCCACCCACUCCCAGCCCAUCCCUGGAAAUGGUCCCUUAAACCUGUUUCCUACAGAGGAUGUCUGCAGUGUUAACAUAAAGCCAGUUGUUGUUGUAGUUGUUGUUUGGGGACUGAACGUGGUUGUGUUUAUGAUGUGUGGUGGGUUUGAGGAAGGUUUUCAGUCUGCUUCUGUGGUAAGUGCAUCCCAUAGAGCCCAUGAUGUGCACUUUGACUCUCUGCUUGUAUAUGUUUGUCUGACUAAUAAGUAAAAUUAGUAAUGUAAAUAUUUGAAUCAACUGUAUUUGUGCUUGUAGCUUCCUUGCCACUCUGCUGCUAGAUUCCACUUGUCUAACUGCUGAGUGCUAAAUUGCCAUUAGUCAGCAUGGCUCUCAAUGACAGGCUAACUGGCAGGAUUGUUUCAUUGGCCUUUGUUUUCUCCCUUGUUGCCAUAACAGUGUGGCAUCUCCUGUACCAGUCACAGUACGACGUUUUCAACUUAGUUCCGUCACCCCUGUAUGCUUUCGGGGUGAUCCGGUACAUGUUCCUUGUGCUGUCUGUGGUCAUCCUGUGCUUCAUGAUGUAUGCCUGUAUUAACUCACAUUCCCACACUUGACUCUUUCAGGUUUGGCACGAAGUGAUUGAGUAUAUGAAGGCACGACACGGGCACCAAAUUAUAUAUCCACAAAAUAUGCAAAGGUCCCCAAGGAUCCUGAGUGACCCUUUGCCUUACCACCCGCUAGAGGCUGGAGAGAACAGCGCUUAGAGCCUCGCAAAGCAGUGUGUGUGUGCAUGUGUGUGCAGUGGCGCAUGUGUGGCUAGUGAUGUUUGGACAUGACCGUGCCAUAGGUCAGUGUGUGCUGGUGGUGUCGGCAGUGGUUGUGCUCUACUAUCUUGUGUGGGUGGUGGGACUGCCAUUCAUGGACGAGGACAGUUCCCUGCGAUCCCUCUUUCCCCGGCCCAUCCUGGCCAUCAUCGUGCCCACAGUCAUAUUGGUCUUUCUUCUCACCAUCACUGGAGUGUACAUCAUCAAAGCCUUAGUGGAUGCCAGUAGGCUAGAGAAAAGCAAAUUAAAGCUUUUGUGAUCUCAUCUCAGAGGCAUGCUGAAGCUUUCUUAAAAUUAACUUGCACUUUAAUGCCGUGAAAUUUUUAUAUUUACAUUUUUUUCUAACUGAAGCCAUUGUAAUCAGUUAUACUAACUUAUUUUAAUAUCCCAACAAUUGCCUUUUAUGAUAAAAGUAUUCAUUAUGAUCAGAAUGUACCUCAUGAUGUUAUGUUGUACUUGUUAUGUUUGUUGACCCUGGUGCUGAGAUAUCAGGCUGUACUACUUUGUUUAGCUAAGGUUUCCCAGAGCAACACUUCUUCACCCACGCUGUGCACCAUGUCGUCCUGGGUAGUGGUUGGGAUCUCUGGAGUGACCAAUGGGGGCAAGUCCACCCUUGCCCAACAGUUACAUUCUCGCCUCCCCUGUCACACCAAAGUCAUCUCCCAAGAUGACUACUUCUUCCCGACGGA
This is a messenger RNA of Eriocheir sinensis (Chinese mitten crab), 2355 nucleotides long. Its product is annotated as active regulator of SIRT1-like. The transcript has 6 exons. Bases 316 to 780 code for a protein of 154 amino acids. Gene Ontology annotation, molecular function: enzyme binding. The record is from RefSeq and is a predicted model, not a curated record. Lineage: Eukaryota; Metazoa; Arthropoda; Malacostraca; Decapoda; Varunidae. Gene Ontology annotation, cellular component: nucleolus.